CCAUCAAAUUAAGUUUCAUUAGAAUUUACAAUCAAAAGUCUAAAAGCAAAGGGUUUUAAAUUAUUAAAAGUAAUUGACUGCCGGAGAAAAGGAAAAACCAGGUGAGUCUCGCAAGAAACGAUGACCAUUUUUUCGCUUUCUCUUCGUUGUUUAAAGAGCGAAGGUAGCGAACGUAACGUUUCUUUCUUGAAAGCAUUCUUCAUUAUGAGAAAAAAACACGACACUCAUUCAGAAUUCAUUUUCUGUAAUUAAAAGGUUUCUUUCCCUUGGGAAAUGACCUGAUCAUUUCGCUAAAAGAAUAGAUGAUUAAUCAAACUCGUUAAAAAAACAGGCAAAAAAGAUAUUGCUUUGGUAUAGUCGAGGUUUAGUUUCGAAAGCUGAAUCUUUGUCACAUUUAAUUCGUCUCCAGCGUUUGAGUAUCAUACCUGUCGCUGGUUUUUGGCUUCCAGAGUUUUAAUUGACGGCAAUUACUACAGGAACAAGUGUACAUGUACAACUCUGAGAACGUGACUCUGUACGGAACCGUCUGCUUAUAGAGCAAACAGAAAAAAAAAACCAGAUGUAAAUGCCAAAUUAAUGAGACCCUCUCUCCGGUGCCCAGUUGGUGAGGCCCUCUUUUGUUCAGAAAAUAAUUUGUAGCUGAUUAUUUAGAGAACGUCAUUAACGUUGAAGUGGUUUCAGUUAAGCGCUUGCCAUUGUUAGGCAUAUAAAGAAAGCUACAUCAGCACCUGUAUGAAUAACAAAGGACAGCGCUGUUCAUAAUUUGUUCAUUUUGUAGCGGUUCUGCACGAAGAAAGACACACACGCGAAGGAGCAAAGCGAGUUAUAUCAUAUUUGCGACUGGUAUGGAAGCACAUCAGAUCGACAUUGUGCUUUUAACUUUUUAUGCCAUCGUAGUGUUGGCGGGCAUUCCCGGAAAUUUUCUCUUCAUCACGGUGGUUAAACGAGCACGCAGCAUGCACACAACAACAAACUUCUUACUGGCAAAUAUCGCAGUAGCCGAUACCAUAACUCUUAUUUUCUGCAUUCCUGGUGUCAUAUUACAAUUUGCUGUUGAACAUCACCCGAGUGGGGCUCUAGGAAACUUCCUUUGCAAAUUUGUUACAAUGCACCAUGUUCCGGGAGUUACAUUGCUGGUUUCUGGCAUUAGUUUGACACUUAUCUCCAUCGAAAGACACAAUGCUCUCCUGCGUCCAAUGCAAGAAACACUGCGACUCCGGAAGAAACAAGUUUACAUCGCUGUAGGCCUAAUUUGGACGUUCUCUAUUAGCUUUGUACUGCCUCUUUUUGUACAGCAAAAGUACGUGGACGAAGUUCAAAGUUGCCACAUGGAUUGGAAAGCGUCGGCUUCGAAGGUUUACUGGGGUCUGCUGGCCGCAUUGACGGUGCUUUCGUGGCUUGUUAUGUCGGUGAGUUAUUUCCGCAUUGUCAAAGGUAUCUUAUGUGAGAAUAUUCUACCCUCUGGCACCAACCAGGGAGAGAAAACAAACGAGCAAGACAUUCACAACAAGAGGAAGAUUGUGAAACUUUUAAUAACAGUGACGGUGCUAUUUAUAGCAUGUUUUGUUCCGUUCGCUUCGAUAUCGGCAAUGAGUGUUUCACCCCACUCGCUGUCCUACAAAGUGUCAUAUUUCUUAGUGUAUUGCAGCUGCUCUUUAAACCCCGUGGUUUAUGCUUUUCAGAGUUCGAAUUACAGAAUGGGAGUUAAAAAUGUUUGUGCUAACAGGCGAAGGCGGAUUCAUGCAGUCGACAGUAACCUACGGGUGAAUGGCGUCACUGAUGACGUCAUCGAGAAAUAUAAUGUACGUGCAGCUGGUCACAAUUAUUAACAAGAUUAACUUCUAAGUCGAGA
Molecule: messenger RNA, 1852 nt
Organism: Orbicella faveolata
Lineage: Eukaryota; Metazoa; Cnidaria; Anthozoa; Scleractinia; Merulinidae
Product: prolactin-releasing peptide receptor-like
Biological process (GO): G protein-coupled receptor signaling pathway
Cellular component (GO): membrane
Molecular function (GO): G protein-coupled receptor activity
Source: RefSeq, a predicted model, not a curated record